Entamoeba histolytica HM-1:IMSS is the source of this 3362-nucleotide messenger RNA. RefSeq names its product NAD(P) transhydrogenase subunit alpha, putative. Lineage: Eukaryota; Evosea; Mastigamoebida; Endamoebidae. Gene Ontology annotation, cellular component: mitochondrial inner membrane. Gene Ontology annotation, molecular function: NAD binding; NADP binding. Gene Ontology annotation, biological process: proton transmembrane transport; NADPH regeneration. The coding region runs from base 93 to 3344 and encodes 1083 amino acids. The transcript has a single exon. The record is from RefSeq and is a predicted model, not a curated record.
AAUUGAAAUUCAUUAGAUGAAAAGAGAACGAGUCUAAAGAGGAGAAGAGUAUUUAAAGAGAAAAAAAAAAUAGAUAAUAACAUUCUAAAUAAAUGAGCACAAGUUCUAGUAUUGAAGAAGAAGUGUUCAAUUAUAUGAAGAUUAUAAAUAAUUUUGUUUCAGUUGGGAAUAUUAUUGUUUCUCUUUGUUUUAUUCUGGCUUUGAGAGGAUUAUCAACACAAAUAAGUGCAAAAAUGGGAAAUAUCUAUGGAAUUAUUGGAAUGACUGUUGCUUUUAUUGCAGCAGUUGUAGAUAAGAUUGGAGAUUAUUUUGAUCCAGAAGUUUAUGGAGAAGAAACAGGAAAAACAAGUAUUAUAUAUUUACUUAUUGGAUAUUUAGGAUUUUUAAUUCCAGCAGCAUGUAUUGGUAUUUUUAUUGCAUCAAGAGUAGAAAUGGUUCAAAUGCCACAAUUAGUAGCAGGAUUUCAUUCAUUUGUAGGACUUGCAGCAGUAUUUGUAGGAAUAGCACAUUGGUUAAAAGAUGCAGAAGCAUAUAAUAAUGAUCAUAGUAAAUAUACUGAAGAAAAUCAAUUUUCAUAUUUAGUUAUGAUUGGACUUGAAACAGUUUUAGGUAUUUUUAUUGGAGGAAUGACAUUUACAGGAUCUAUUGUUGCAUUUGGAAAAUUACAAGGAAUCAUUAGAUCUAAACCACUUAUUAUUGGAGGAAAUUUCAGACAUGUUUUAAAUGCAGGAUUAGUUAUUUUUGGAUGUUUAUUAUGCAUUCCAUAUAUUAUUUUUGAAUAUUUAACUCUUAAUGAUUCUACACUUAUUAGUAAUUUAGAAACAUAUUCAGUUUAUAUUAAUGGAGGUAUUUUAAUUGUUGUAAUAAUUAUUUCAUUCUUUAUUGGAUGGCAUAUGGUUAUGGCUAUUGGAGGUGCUGAUAUGCCAGUUGUAGUUUCAAUGUUAAAUUCAUAUUCAGGAUGGGCUACAGCAGCAUCAGGAUUCUUAUUAAAUAAUUAUGCUAUGAUUGUUGGAGGAGCAUUAAUUGGAUCAUCAGGAGCUAUUUUAUCAUAUAUUAUGUGUAAAGCUAUGAAUAGAUCAUUCAUGUCAGUUAUUUUUGGAGGAUUUGGAGCAACACCAUCUAAAACAAGAAACCAAGAAGAUGAAGGACCUAAAGAAGCUAAUACAAUUCAAACACCAGAACUUGCUAAACUUUUAAUGGAAGCACAUAACAUUGCUAUUGUUCCAGGAUAUGGAAUGGCAGUUGCAAAAGCACAACAUGUAGUUGCUAGUCUUGCAGAAGAAUUAAUUAAAGCAGGAAAAGAAGUAAGAUUUAUUAUUCAUCCAGUUGCAGGAAGAUUACCAGGACAUAUGAAUGUAUUACUUGCAGAAGCUAAUGUACCAUAUAAAAUUGUAUUUGCAAUGGAAGAAGCAGAAGAUUUAGAAAAUGUUGAUGUUGCAAUUGUUGUUGGAGCAAAUGAUACAGUUAAUCCAAUAGCAGAAACUGACCCAACAUCACCAUUAGCUGGAAUGCCAAUUAUUGAUGUUUAUAAAGCUAAAGUAUGUGUAGUUAAUAAAAGAUCUCUUAAUCAAGGAUAUGCAGCAGUAGAUAAUCCAUUAUUUUUCUAUUCUAAUACAAGAAUGUUCUUAAGUGAUUGUAAGAAAGGAUUUGAAGAAUUAAAUGAAGAAAUUAAAAAAUUAACAAAUAAUUCAACUACAACAAAUGGAGAAGUAAAUUAUUCAGAAAAAACAGGAUUAUUAUCUCAAGAAAAAGAAGAAAUUCCAACAAAAGUUCUUGCAGAAGAUUUAUUUAUUGGUAUUCCAAAAGAAAAUGUACCAGAAAAAAUGGUUGCUAUGGUUCCAUCAGUUUGUAAACAACUUAGAUCAAGAGGGUAUGGUAUUUAUGUAGAAUCUGGAGCAGGUUUAUUAUCAUCAUGUACUGAUGAAGAUUAUAGAAGUGUUGGAUGUCGUAUUGCUGAAACAACAGAAGAAUUAUAUGAAAAAUCAAAUAUUAUUUGUAAAGUAAAUCCACCAAGUGAAGAAGAAAUUAAUAAAAUGAGACAAGGACAAACAUUAAUUUCAUUUUUCUAUCCAGCAAAGAAUUCUAAAUUACUUGAUCUUUCAGUUCAAAAAGGAAUUAAUGUUAUUUCAAUGGAUUGUGUACCAAGAUUAUCUAAAGCACAAUGUAUGGAUGCAUUAUCAUCACAAAAUAAUCUUGCAGGAUAUAGAUGUGUUAUUGAAGCAUCAAAUAAAUUUGGUAGAUUACUUAUGGGACAAGUUACUGCAGCUGGUAAAUCACAACCAGCUAAUGUACUUGUUAUUGGAGUUGGAGUUGCAGGACUUGCAGCUAUUUCUACUGCUAAAGCACUUGGAGCACAAGUUAAAGCAUUUGAUACUAGAAAAGCAGCAAAAGAACAAGCUGAAUCAGUAGGAGCUGAAUUUUGUACAGUAAGUGUAGAUGAAGAUGCAGAAAAUAAAUUUGGAUAUGCAAAUGCAGCAUCCCAAAGACUUAUUGAUGCCGAAUAUGCAUUAUUUAGACAAUUAUUACCAGAAACUGAUAUUGUUAUUACAACAGCAAAUGUUCCAGGCAAGAAAUCACCAAUUUUAAUUACUCAAGAUAUGGUUGAUUCAAUGAAAAUAGGAUCAGUUAUUGUUGAUUUAGCAGCUGCUAAUGGAGGAAAUUGUGAAGUAACUCGUAGUGGAGAAACAUAUCUUUAUGAUAAUAGAAUUACCAUUAUUGGACAAACUGAUUAUACAGUUAAAAUGUCACCACAAGCAUCUCAAUUAUAUUCUCAAAAUAUAUUUAAUUUCUUAAAUUUAAUUUGUAAGAAAGCAAGUGAUUUUACUAUUAAACUUGAAGAACCAAUUGUUAGACAAAUGGUAGUUUGUUCUGCAGGACAAAAAAUGUGGCCAGCACCUCAAAUCCAAGUUGUUAGUCAAAAUACACCAGCAAAGAAAGUUGAAAAUAUUAAUACUCUUUCAACUGAAGAAGAAAAUAAAAAAUCAUUCCCUAUUGGAAAAAUUAUUGGGUUUGGUUGUAUAAUUCUUCUUGUUAUAUUUAUGUUAUUUAUGCCAGAAAUGUUUGUUACAGCAUUUAUGUCAUUUGUACUUGCUAUUAUUGUUGGAUAUUAUGUUAUUUGGAAUGUUACAAGUGCACUUCAUACACCUUUAAUGUCUGUUACUAAUGCUAUAUCUGGUAUUAUUGCAGUUGGAGGAAUUACAAAUAUUUCAUUGAUUGAUCCAUCAACUGAUCUUUUCUAUUUUGUUGCUGUUACUAUUGUUGGAUGUUUAGCUGUAUUUAUUGCAUGUUUGAACAUCUUUGGAGGUUUCUUCAUUACAUACAGAAUGUUGAAAAUGUUUCAUUAAUUGAAUAUUUAAGUGAUA